CACAGCCCCGAGCCGGCGGCGCCAGCGCGGAGGGAUGCGGGGCGGGCCCGGGCGCCGCGGGAGCGCCCUGUCGCCGACGUGAGCCGCCCGCCACAGCUCCCAGCGUCCUGGAAGCCCGGCCCGCCGCCGAGGGGACCGGCACCCGCUGCUCCCUGCGGGCGUCCCCCGGGCUUCCGGGGAGGUCGCGGCCGCUGCAGCCUCGGAGCCGGCGCGGCGGGCCGCCAGCCCCGUAGCCCCGGGGCGCCCGGCGGGGAGAAGACGCGGCUGGAAGCGGGGGUCCGCGGGGGAGGAAGCGCCCGCCGCCCGCCGGCUCCCACGCCCCGGCCGCCCCGGGCCCGGAGCCCCGGGAGGAAGCGGCCGCGGCGCCGCAGCAGGAGGCGGGGGCGAGCCGGAGGCUGAGGCGGCUGCUGGGCUCCGGGGAUCCGGCCCCCACGCCCCCACCCCCGGCACCAUGUCGGCGGCGCAGGUGUCGUCGUCCCGGAGACAGUCCUGCUACCUGUGCGACCUGCCCCGCAUGCCCUGGGCCAUGAUCUGGGACUUCUCGGAGCCCGUGUGCCGCGGCUGCGUCAACUAUGAGGGCGCCGACCGCAUCGAGUUCGUCAUCGAGACGGCGCGGCAGCUCAAGCGGGCGCACGGCUGCUUCCAGGACGGCCGCUCCCCGGGGCCGCCGGCCGUGGGCGUCAAGGCGGUGGCGCUGGCGGCCAAGGAGGCGGCGGCGGCCAGCGCGCAGCAGCAGCAACAGCAGCAGCAGCUCAACCACGUCGACGGCCCUGGGAAGCCCGCGGUGCUGGCGGCCCCCGCCGGCCUGGAGCGCUACGGCCUGGGCGCCGCCGCCGCCGCCGAGCCGCGCAGCCGCUUCGAUUACCCGGCGCCGCCGAGCGGCCUGGGGGGCGCCCCGCACCCCGCGCGGCUGCCCAACGGCCUGGGCGGUCCCAACGGCUUCCCCAAACCCGCGGCUGACGAGGGGCCCCCGGAGCUGAACCGCCAGAGCCCCAACUCCUCUGCAGCCGCCGCGGCGUCCGUGGCCUCCCGGCGCGGGCUGGUGGCUGGGCUGCCCGCCCCGGGCGCGGGGGGCGCCCCGCAGCUCGCCGUGCCCCCCAACCUGCUGCCGCAGACGCUGCUCAACGGCCCGGCCGGCGCCGCCGUGCUGCCGCCGCCGCCCCACGGGCUGUCCGGCCGGGGCCCCCCCACGCCCGCGCCCCCCGGAGCCCCCGGCGGCCCCGCCUGUCUCGGCGGCGCGUCGGGGGUGGCGGCCGCGCCCGCGGCGGCCUCGGCGGCGGCGGCCUCGGCCGAGGGGGCGGCCGGCGCGGCCAAGCGGCCUGGCUCGGUGUCCAGCGGCGACCAGGAGCGGGAGCUGAAGGAGAAGCAGCGCAACGCCGAGGCGCUGGCCGAGCUGAGCGAGAGCCUCCGCAACCGCGCCGAGGAGUGGGCCAGCAAGCCCAAGAUGGUGCGGGACACGCUGCUCACGCUGGCUGGCUGCACGCCCUACGAGGUGCGCUUCAAGAAGGACCACUCGCUGCUCGGCCGCGUGUUCGCCUUCGACGCCGUGUCCAAGCCGGGCCUGGACUACGAGCUGAAGCUGUUCAUCGAGUACCCCACCGGCUCGGGCAACGUGUACUCCAGCGCGUCCGGCGUGGCCAAGCAGAUGUACCAGGACUGCAUGAAGGACUUCGGCCGCGGCCUGUCUUCGGGCUUCAAGUACCUGGAGUACGAGAAGAAGCACGGCUCCGGCGACUGGCGGCUGCUGGGCGACCUGCUGCCCGAGGCCGUGCGCUUCUUCAAGGAGGGCGUGCCCGGCGCCGACAUGCUGCCCCAGCCCUACCUGGACGCCAGCUGCCCCAUGCUGCCCACCGCGCUGGUCGGCCUGGGCCGCGCCCCCAGCGCGCCCCCCGGCCCGGGCCCCGGCGCCCUGCCGCCCGCCGCGCCCUCCAGCCGCGCCGCCGCCGCCAGCCUGCGCAAGCGGAAGGCGUCCCCCGAGCCCCCCGACUCGGCCGACGGCGCCCUGAAGCUGGGCGACGAGCAGCAGCGCCAGCAGCAGUGGAUGGCCAACCAGAGCGAGGCCCUGAAGCUCACCAUGUCGGCCGGCGCCUUCGCGGCCGGGGCGCCGCCCCCGCCGCCGCCGCCGCCGCCGCCGCCGCCGCCGCCCCUGGGCCCGCACUCCAACCGGACCACCCCGCCUGAGUCGGCGCCCCAGAACGGGCCGUCGCCCAUGGCCGCGCUCAUGUCAGUGGCCGACGCGCUGGGCACCGCGCACUCGCCCAAGGACGGCGGCGCCGUGCACACCACCCCCGCGCCCGCGCGCCGCAACAGCGCCAGCCCCGGCUCGCCCGCUUCGGUGCCCGGCCCGCGCCGCCUGGCUGCGCGCAACGGGGACCUGAGCUUGCAGGUGGCGCCGCCGCCGCCGCCGCCGCCGCCCAGCGGCCACCCGGGCCUGGACCAAGUGCACCCGCAGAACAUUCCGGACUCGCCCAUGGCCAACAGCGGGCCCCUGUGCUGUACCAUCUGCCACGAACGCUUGGAGGACACGCACUUCGUGCAGUGCCCGUCGGUGCCCAGCCACAAGUUCUGCUUCCCCUGCUCCCGGGAGAGCAUCAAGGCGCAGGGGGCCACCGGCGAGGUGUACUGCCCCAGCGGGGAGAAGUGCCCCCUCGUCGGCUCGAACGUACCGUGGGCCUUCAUGCAGGGUGAGAUCGCCACGAUCUUAGCCGGGGAUGUCAAAGUGAAAAAGGAGAGAGACCCUUGAGCCCCAGCUCCGCCGCCUGGGGGGGCGCCCCAGACCAGCCCCUCGCAGACCCCCGAGAUGUAGAAUUGUGAAUACGACAAGACUGCACAAAGUCAGUCUCCUGUAUAGACAUUAUUUUCGUCGUCCGUUUCUAUAUUUUGAAACACAAGGUAUGUAAGUUCUUGGUCCGAAGGAUCGAUUGGUUUGUGUUAAGCGGUGUCCUGGGCUCGCUGGCCGGAGAGGUCUUUGGUGGCGCGCUGUUUGCCUUGGUACAGAACGGCCCUUCGCAGCCGCGCCGCCGCCCCGCCGCUGUGUAUUUUUGUAAAUGGUAUAUGCCCGCUCCGCAAGGAACAGACACACAAAAGAAGACGUUUUUUAUUUUGGUUUUUCUGUUUUUGUUUUGUUUUGUUCGCCAAGGCCAGGCCUCCAGACAAAACCCACCCUACUAUCCGACGGUGAAAGUGUCACCUUGUUUUUGUUUUUUCCUGUUCUGUUUGCAAAAAAGAAAAAAAAAGUCAAGGGGUGUUGGGGGGCGGGGCGUUUCUGUUGCAAGUUCGUGAGGGAGAGCUGUUUGGGUUUGUGUUAGUUUUGUUUUGGGGGCUUGUUCCUCUCCCCAGCUGAGUGUGUCGGAUCCCCACCUGUCGUUUUCUUUCUUGCUUUUCUUGAUGCACGGAUGCUUUCUGAACAGUAGAGCGAAAAACGCUAGACAUGGAGAACCUGCUCUGUUUGUCCUUUAUACAUUUCUGUAGUUUAACAGAACACUGUAAUGUGCCUUGGAGCUUAGUAACUUGUAAUAAAUUCAAUUGAUAUUAA
Molecule: messenger RNA, 3535 nt
Organism: Erinaceus europaeus (western European hedgehog)
Lineage: Eukaryota; Metazoa; Chordata; Mammalia; Eulipotyphla; Erinaceidae
Gene: IRF2BPL
Product: interferon regulatory factor 2 binding protein like
Exons: 1
Coding region: 452-2743 (763 amino acids)
Biological process (GO): regulation of transcription by RNA polymerase II
Cellular component (GO): nucleus
Molecular function (GO): transcription corepressor activity
Source: RefSeq, a predicted model, not a curated record